This is a messenger RNA of Macrosiphum euphorbiae (potato aphid), 354 nucleotides long. NCBI's taxonomy places the organism in Eukaryota, Metazoa, Arthropoda, Insecta, Hemiptera, Aphididae. The record is from the annotation of a GenBank genome assembly.
AUGAACGGUUUGAGAUUAUUCAGACGGUUAGCCAGCUCUGUGUCGCGCUCCAUCAAGAACGAACGUGCCAUCGUUGUCACUGAUGAUGCGUCAACCAUAGUGUGUUAUCAUCCAGAGAGUUCUUUCCCGUACGAGUGCACUAAACCACUACCAGUCAACAAAGUGCAGGACAACUCAGUGUUAAGAGUUCAAAACAAAGACUUUGUGCAUGAAGUAUUCAGCAAGCCCAAUAAUGAAAUAGUGCAACAAGAACUUAUGAAAAUGACGUACACCACCAAACACCGUUGGGUGCCACCCAAAAAAUGGAAAAGAAACUUUGCUCAUCAAAAACUUGUAGACAGAGAAUAUUUAUAA